AUGUCAGAAACAUACGAACAAUACAAGGUCGAUCUCGAUGGUAUCCUCGGAGACUCGGAGGAGCCAUUUCCCAAUCUCAAAAAGUUAGGUUACGUUCGAGUGAGGCUGCGGGCUGCAACCGUCAACUGGAGGGAUUUACUCGUCGUCGAGAAUUCCCCCUUGUACAUUCCUACUCAUCAAGGAUUGGUUCCUCUGGGUGACGGUGCUGGCGAAAUCGUUGAGAUCUCGUCAAAGGGCAGCUUGUGGUCAGUGGGUGACAGAGUAAUCACCGUCCCCAACUGUGGCUGGAAGCAAGGCUAUGAUGUUGCCGACUUUGAUCCAGUCUCUGGUUAUGGCUCAUCAAAUGUAGAUGGAACGCUCUCGAAAUUCAUGAUUGUUCGUGACGAUGGCGUCGUAAAAGCGCCAUCAAACCUCUCAUGGGAAGAGGCUGCUUGCCUUCCAGUUGCUGGAGGGUCGGCGUGGAAUGCCUUGUUUCACGGCCCAACGCCUGUGAAGCCUGGUGACUUCGUGCUCACCGAAGGCACUGGUGGCUUGAGUACAUUCGCCAUCCAAAUAGCUUCAGCAGCUGGCGCGUCGGUCAUUUCCACGUCUUCUUCGGACGAUAAGCUGGAAAUAGCCAAAAAGCUCGGGGCUACAUACACUAUCAACUAUACGAAGCAUCCGAAGUGGUCGGAAAAGGUUUUGGAACUUACUGGCAACAGAGGUGUAGAUCAUGUUGUAGAUGUUAUUGGCCUUCCAACCGCGGCCGAAGCUGUACGGUCUCUCCGAACUGGUGGACAAGUUACAUUCAUCGGAUUUCUUGGCGGACAGGCUCCCCCACCUGAUCUUGUCAAUACUCUGCUUGCAGGUGGCAAAACUGCCCGAGGAAUGCUCGCCGCAAGCAAGCCAAUGAUUGAGGAGCUAGUUCGCGCCGUGGAAAUGAACAACAUUCACCCACAAAUUGGCCAAGUCUUUGAUUGGAAUGAAGCUAGGAAGGCUUAUGCCGCACUUGCAUCAGGCUCAGUGGUUGGUAAAGUCGUUAUACGCAUUUGA
Molecule: messenger RNA, 1032 nt
Organism: Trichoderma harzianum CBS 226.95
Lineage: Eukaryota; Fungi; Ascomycota; Sordariomycetes; Hypocreales; Hypocreaceae
Exons: 4
Coding region: 1-1032 (343 amino acids)
Molecular function (GO): oxidoreductase activity
Source: RefSeq, a predicted model, not a curated record